This is a messenger RNA of Danaus chrysippus (African queen), 1590 nucleotides long. Lineage: Eukaryota; Metazoa; Arthropoda; Insecta; Lepidoptera; Nymphalidae. The record is from the annotation of a GenBank genome assembly.
AUGGGUGGUUGUAGAUGUACUUAUCGCAAUUGUACCGUCAAAACUGAUGGGAAGACACAUAUGUUCCACUACCCUGUGUUUGAAAAAGUGAGAUGCCACCAAUGGCUGGUCAAUGCACAUAAAUUAGAAUUCCUAAACUUAAAAGUAUCACAGUUGAAGAAUAGAGUUGUUUGUCAACAUCAUUUUAGAGAAGAAAACUUUAUGAAUUACAAGAAAGACAAACUCACAUUUGAUGCUAUACCGACCGAAGAUGGACCAUUCUGUGACCCAACAAAGUUUUCAAACAAUAGCAAUGAACAUAAAACAUUUUCAAACUUAAUACUCUUGGAAGACAUAGAAAAUGAUUAUCAAAUUGUGAAUAAAAAGGCAAAUUUCUCAUUGAAGUAUGGAGAUUUUUUAACAAACGGUGAAUUAAUGGAUUCUACUGUAAGAAAUAAUUCUGAUAAUGUAGAAAAUUUAAACUCAUCAUACAAUAAUAGCUACAUCAAAUUAAAUCCAAUAAAUUUACAACCAAAGCUAUUAAAUCUUCCACCAUCAGAUUUUAUGAAUAAAGACCCAAUUAUUGUACAACAGCCGCCUGAACCUAAUGUUAUAAAGUAUGAUCACACUAUAUCGAACACAUUACAUGAAAUGGACAUCAAUAAGAACAAUGUCACAAUAAUUAACUCUCAGGAGACACACCAAAAUAUAAAUUCUAAGAAAUCAGAACCAAAUACGCCUAAAACAUACUUACAACAGAAUGAAAAUGUAAAGAAAGAACCAAAGAUAAAAAUAUUGUCCCAAAAAAAGAUACAAUGGCCAUUACCGAUAACGGGUAAAUUUGAAAAGGUAACACCGGGGACCACACUUUACAUUCCAGAGAGGGCUUAUGGAGUUAAACAACCAAAUACAUCUAACAGUGCUACAGAAGCAUCACUCAAUAAAUGUGAUGAUGUUAAAGUUUUAGAAGUGUUGGACAUAGAAAUCCAACCGAAACAGGAUUCAGUUGAAAAUGAAGAUGCAAAUUUAAUAACGAUACCUAAAGCUAAUGUUAAACAACCAUCACCGAGGCUUUUACCAAACAAGAGCAAACUAACACCUGAAAGGACAGCCGCUAUUGAGAGGAAGAGAAAAUUCAAUAUGAAACUAAAAGAUGUGAUUGAAUCAUGUUUGAACAAACUAGACGAUCCCAUCAAAACUACCGAACCAGACAAAAGUAAAUCAGAAAGAUCUGUACUAAAAGACAGUGAUGUUGAACUAAAUCCACCCAAAGAUCAGCCAUUGCCAAACAUACAUGAAUAUACAAUGGCUUUCCUUGAGAAGAGAAUGAGUAAACUAGAGCAGACAUUACUCAGUAGGAUAGAUAAUAAUUCGCAAAAAAUUAUGGAAUUAAAACAAUCACUUGGUAACAAACCGACGAAAAUGACGAAAUUGGUCAACGCACAGACAAGCACGAGCGAGGAAUGUUACAAGAAAUUCCUCUACAAAGAAAUAUCUACGUAUUUGAGUGAGAACGCAAAAAAUCUUCUAUAUGAAGAAUUAUUUAUAAAUAAAUUUUCAUUAAACGACACAACUGGCACAUAUAACAGGAAACGUAGAAAAUGUGUUUAA